This is a messenger RNA of Camelina sativa (false flax), 2165 nucleotides long. RefSeq names its product pentatricopeptide repeat-containing protein At1g33350. Lineage: Eukaryota; Viridiplantae; Streptophyta; Magnoliopsida; Brassicales; Brassicaceae. Gene Ontology annotation, molecular function: RNA binding; protein binding. The record is from RefSeq and is a predicted model, not a curated record. Gene Ontology annotation, biological process: RNA modification.
CGUUAGGUUAGAGAUUAGAGAUCGAAGUGGGGAAACCUUAAAUCCAUCAAUUUGGAGAAGGAAGGAAGGAAGGAGGAGACGAUAAAAACGGAGAAAAGUGAAGACGAAAGAGAAAACGAUAGACUCGGAGAGAAAAAAGACGAAGCACACACAUCUAUCUUCUCAUCUCUCUCUCUCUCUCUCUCUUCACGUUUGGUGGAAGUGCGUGCACAUGGGGACACGUGUAACACAAUUCUCUUCCUACCUCCACGCGCCGUCGUCGUCACAUAUGGCGGAGCAAUUACUGAAUCAAUUCGUCUCCGCCGCGAUCUCAAAGUCGACGCAUUUGAAUCAUCUGAAGCAAGUUCAGAACUUUCUGAUAGUUUCGGGACUAAAGGAUUCACCUUUCCUCUGUUUUAAGCUUCUUCGUUUUUGUACUCUUCGUCUCUGUAACCUCUCUUACGCUCGCUUUAUCUUUGAUCGUUUCUCUUACCCCAAUACGCAUCUCUACGCCGCCGUUUUAACUGCUUACUCUUCUUCUCUCCCACUUCAUGCUUACUCAGCUUUCUCCUUCUUUCGUCUUAUGGUUACUCGUUCUUAUCCUCGUCCUAAUCACUUCAUCUACCCACUUGUUCUCAAGUCUACGCCACAUCUCUCCUCUGCUUUUUCAACUCCUUUGGUGCAUACCCACUUGUUUAAAUCCGGGUUUCAUCUCUAUGUCGUUGUUCAAACUGCUCUUCUUCACUCCUACGCUUCCUCUGUUUCUCACAUUCCUCUUGCAAGACAACUGUUCGACGAAAUGUCUGAGAGAAACGUUGUUUCCUGGACUGCUAUGCUUUCUGGGUAUGCUAGGUCUGGUGAUAUCUCCAAUGCUGUUGCUCUCUUUGAAGAUAUGCCUGACCGUGAUGUUCCUUCCUGGAACGCUAUUCUUGCUGCUUGUACUCAGAAUGGUCUUUUCGUUGAAGCUAUUUCUCUGUUUAGAAGGAUGAUCAAUGAGCCUCAUAUUCGUCCUAAUGAGGUAACUUUCGUUUGUGUCCUCUCCGCUUGUGCUCAAACUGGUACGCUUCAGCUGGCUAGAGGGAUUCAUGCUUUCGCAUACCGUCGUGAUCUUUCCUCUGAUGUGUUUGUUUCGAAUUCUUUGGUCGAUUUGUAUGGAAAAUGUGGUCACUUGGAGGAAGCAAGCUCUGUUUUUAAGAUGAGCUCAAAGAAAAGUUUAACAGCUUGGAAUUCUAUGAUCAAUUGCUUUGCUCUCCAUGGUAGAGGCGAAGAAGCCAUAGCAGUGUUUGAAGAAAUGAUAGAGUUGAACAGUAACCAUAUCAAACCAGAUCACAUUACUUUUAUCGGUCUUCUCAACGCAUGUACCCAUGGAGGUUUGGUUUCAAGAGGACGUGCUUAUUUCGAUCUCAUGACAAAAAGAUUUGGUAUUGAGCCAAGGAUUGAGCACUAUGGCUGCCUAAUAGAUCUUCUAGGCAGGGCUGGUCAGUUCGAAGAAGCUUUGGAAGCUAUCUCCACAAUGAAGAUGAAAGCAGAUGAGGCUAUUUGGGGAUCUUUGCUCAAUGCUUGUAAGAAAUAUGGCCAUUUGGAUUUGGCUGAAGUUGCUUUAAAAAAUCUGGUUGCUCUAAAUCCUAACAAUGGAGGUUACAUUGCUAUGAUGGCAAAUUUAUAUGGAGAGAUGGGUAAAUGGGAAGAGGCACGCGAAGCUAGAAAGAGGAUCAAGCACCAAAAUGCUUAUAAAACCCCAGGCUGUAGUUGGAUUGAGAUCGAUGAAGUGGUCCAUCAGUUCUAUUCUCUUGACAAAUCGCAUCCAAAGAGUAUAGAGAUAUAUAUGAUACUUGACAGCCUCAUCUCUUUAUGAUACUUUUGGAAGGUCCUAUAUUCUCCAUAUGACUUGACAAAGCUGCACUCUACUUUCUAAAACCAACCUUCCUGCAAAAAAAUAUUUCUUUCACUAGAUAUAUGUGCUAUGCUGUGGUAUAAGAAGAGGAACUCUAGGUGAUAUUCUCAGAAGAAAAUAUGUUGCUUGUUAAGAAAGUCCAUGGAAGAGUAGACAUGGCGACAGGCAAUCAUCUCUUAUACUAUGCAUCGAUUUUACAGACAUCAAACACAAUCCUGGAUUCAACCAGAGUUCUUUUUGUGACUAAGCAGAACUGAGUUUGCCAGUUUGAUCCUCUUCGAACGCAAUGUCA